Messenger RNA from Hymenoscyphus albidus, 600 nucleotides. Lineage: Eukaryota; Fungi; Ascomycota; Leotiomycetes; Helotiales; Helotiaceae. The record is from the annotation of a GenBank genome assembly.
AUGACUUGCCGAAGAUCAUUCAAACCAUGUUAUGACCCUGCUAAAUUUGAAUAUGAGAUAUCUGAUUUCCAAGACUGGUCAGUCCGACCACUUGAGUCUUGUUCACUUGAGCUGAAAGUAGCAUUCAAAAACGAGAAGCGUCUGAGACGCAAGAAAAAUCUUGAGACUCCAGAAACUCUUGCUUUCGACACCCUCAGAUCACGGUAUUACGAUGACCCAAUGUCUCUCUCAUUGGCAGAGGUAGCAUAUGUAAAAGCAUGGGAUCCGUGUUCGCAUUGGACAAAUCUUGUCACUACCCCGCGAUUCUAUCAACCGGGGCUUGGAAUUUGCUUAAGAUGCCCUUCUUGCGGCAAGAAUGGUGUGAGAGUUGGAUCGAACUUUCGAGCACCGCCCAGAAAAGAUGAGAAAGCGUGGCGACUGAUUGGCAAGAUGAUUGCUACUGGGGAAGAUAUGGGCGCUGUGUUUUCAUCAUCCCCAACGAUCGAGGAGCAUAAAGAAAUGGCUGUGGAAGCCCUGCGAAUAAGAUCUCAAGAGAAUUAUAGUAAAGCGAUGGAAUGGGAGGCAGAAGAGCGGAAACGGAUAGCGAACACGACGAUAUGA